Molecule: messenger RNA, 2705 nt
Organism: Entelurus aequoreus (snake pipefish)
Lineage: Eukaryota; Metazoa; Chordata; Actinopteri; Syngnathiformes; Syngnathidae
Gene: serinc2l
Product: serine incorporator 2, like
Exons: 10
Coding region: 141-1508 (455 amino acids)
Cellular component (GO): membrane
Source: RefSeq, a predicted model, not a curated record
CAACCGCCAUAAAAUCACAAGAAGAAGAAGAGACCAGUAGAUCUAAUCGCUGCUUUUUACAUUUUACUCGCCGUCUGACAGAUUGGACACAAGGAAAGACGCCAUAAACAUUCCACUAACCCCAACAUUCGGACGUCAUCAUGGGUGCUUGUAUGGCCUUGUGCUCUUUAGCCAGCUGUGCCUCCUGUCUGUGUGGCUCAGCACCAUGUCUGCUGUGUGGCUGCUGUCCCUCCUCUAAUAAUUCCACCGUCACACGAUUGGUCUUCAGCAUCUUUUUGCUGCUGGGGACUUUCGUGUCAGUCAUCAUGAUACUUCCCGGAAUGGAAGCUCAGCUCCGCAAAAUUCCAGGAUUUUGCAGAGGAGGGAGUGGCAUACCGGGUGUUGAAAACCAGUUUGACUGUGAUGUCAUUGUGGGCUACAAGUCUGUGUAUCGCAUGUGCUUUGCCAUGACGUGCUUCUUCUUCCUCUUCUUCAUCAUCAUGAUUCGUGUUCGUAGCAGCAAAGACCCCCGUGCUGCUAUUCAGAAUGGUUUUUGGUUCUUCAAAUUUCUGAUCUUAGUUGGGAUUACAGUGGGAGCCUUUUUUAUCCCAGAUGGGACUUUUCAUACUGUCUGGUACUAUUUUGGAGUCGUGGGCUCCCUCCUCUUCAUUCUGAUCCAACUCAUUCUCCUCAUCGAUUUCGCUCACUCUUGGAACAAAUCCUGGAUAGGAAGGGCUGAGAAUAAUGACAACAAAUGCUGGUAUGCAGGCCUUCUGGCUUUCACAGUGCUGUACUAUGCUCUGGCUUUCACCGCUGUUGUGCUGUGUUAUAUAUACUACACGUUACCCAAUGACUGCACAGAGCACAAGGUUGUCAUCAGCCUCAACCUUAUCUUCUGUAUCAUCAUCUCUAUUGUCUCCAUCCUACCCAAGGUUCAGGAAGCUCAGCCUCACUCCGGCCUGCUGCAGGCUUCUCUUAUAUCCCUCUACACCAUGUACAUCACUUGGUCCGCAAUGACCAAUAAUCCAAAUCGAAAGUGUAACCCCAGUCUAUUGAGUCUGGUGUCGAACAUUAGCAGCCCCACAACUCCUGAGGAUAACACACCAGGUCACUCGCAGUGGUGGGACGCUCAGAGCAUCGUUGGCCUCGUCAUCUUCCUCUUCUGCACCCUCUACGCCAGUAUCCGUUCAUCAAGCAAUACCCAGGUUAAUAAGCUGUUGCAAACGGAAGAGGGCGGAGGAGAGAGCCCAGUCGGCCAGUUGGGAGAGGACGGUAUACGCAGGGCGGUUGACAAUGAGGAGGAUGCAGUCACUUACAACUACUCAGCGUUUCACUUUCACCUGUGUCUGGCUUCACUGUACAUCAUGAUGACUCUCACAAACUGGUACCAACCUGACACUACCACCCAAGCCAUGCAGAGCACCAUGCCGGCCGUGUGGGUGAAGGUGUGUUCCAGUUGGCUGGGUCUCAGUCUGUACCUGUGGACCCUCAUCGCUCCUCUUAUCUUCCCUGACAGAGAUUUCAACUGACCAGGUUUCUUGUAAUUUCAAUUAAUUUUAUUCGCGGCAUACAGGAAAAGAAAAGUAAAUAUUACAGUAAAUGCAUAUCAAUAUUUUUUUCGUGCUUCUAUUGUAAUUCAUCUUAAUAGGCUCCUUCCUGCCAACUGCCUGAAAUGGCGUGACUUUUGUGUGCUGUUAUCACCUUGCUGAACUUUAGUUGAUCGGCUAUCCAAUAGACUUAGCAACAAGGCACUUUCUCAGUUGUAUUUUUAGUAUUUUUUUACAUGAUGACAUGUUGAAAACCAGGAUGUUGAGGGCUCCUAUUGGCUAAUGUGCAGACACCCCUCCCUUGGACUGUUUGAAGCCGGGGCAAUGAGGGGAAACCUCCUUUUGAGCCCCAGGGAGAGAAGAGUGUGAGAGCGAGAUAAGAAUAAAAUGGCACACCCUGCAUAUGAGAACGGGGGUUCCCUUUUGCAGCUAGACUGUUUACACAAGCACAGACCACCAGUUAAACAUCAUCUCUUCCGUGUCUGCUCCUAAACCAAAGUCACCUAUCUGUGAUGUGACACCUUCUCCAUGUCUGGCUGUGUUCAACCAUCUGCACCUGCAUGCAAGUCAGCCCGCGCAGGCAGGGAGGCGUAGUGAUCUUUGGCAGUCAACCUCACGUGAUGUACAUCAGACCUCCUUGUGCUAACACAUAUGCCAUUAUUCUUCCAUAUUGCCUUAGUAAUACCAGUCUGUAUUGCCCUGAGCAAAACAAUCAUUUUCAAAACAUAUUUUCAUCUAAAGUGGGUGGUUUUAGAAUGGCAGUGAGGUUAAUUGUCUUUAUUAAAUGGUGGUUAUCCGCGUUCCAUUAUAAUAGGUGCUUGCUCCCAAUCCAGAAAAUGUAGUAAAAUGUGGAUAGUAUUUCAAAACAAACACAAAUGAAUCAAGUGUCUUGUGUGCUAAACAUAACCAUGUGUUUAGUAUUAUACAGUUUUGCAUCAUUAACUGACUUAAGCGCGGUAUCAAAGCAGAGAAGUGUUCUAUUGUAUUACGUAGUAACAUUUUAAAAUCACUAAAGUGCCUUUUUUUUAUUCAGCAUUUCAGAAGAAUCUUUCAUGCUGAUAUGUGCUUGUCUUGCCUUUAUAUAUGGUGGGAGGUCAGCCAUUGCAUGUACACUGUGCUUAUGACAAGUUAGUAUUGUAUGGACAAUGAUUUUAUUAAAGAUUAAACGCUCAAAUUCAA